CGACUCAACGCUAGGGAAGCGUUGGGACCCAGGGGUCCUCGGGAGCGGAUGCAUGCGGCUGGAUGCUAUUUCGGGCGGGAGAAUCUUGAGACAACCUCAGAAUUUCAGCCAGGCAGCACAAUCAUCCAGGGGGGCUGGCGGCGGAUGUGUUGGCGCUGCCGAUGACGUCGGGGUCGUCUUCUCCAACUGGAGAGUACCUGGUGCUUCUUGAAGCCACGUACAAGUUUGGUGUGCUAUUCCGUUCCGCCCACACAGUUGGUUACUUUAGUGUAUUUGCGCAACGUGUGUUGUUUGAUUUCUACCUCACCAGGAACUGCCAAAGGCGAGUCUUCAUUUUGCCUCACGGAAGCGAGCGUCCUAUCCAAUGGCUGAGUUGUUCUCGGAAUUUGCCAGGCUGAUGUAGUGGAUUCGGUUUUCGAUGUAUCUGAUUGGUGUUCCAUCGCAUUGCAGUCUACCUGUACCUUCCUCUCCGCCGCUUGCAAUUCUUUGCACUAGUUCAACAUACUCCAGCCACGUAUAGUUUGAACGCACUUGGCUAUUACCAACACGCGCCCCAGACAUCUUUGUCCUAGCAGUCUGCCAGACUACAUGGGGUGUGAAGACGUCUAGGUGUUACGCUUCGGGCAGACGUGCAAACUCGUUCUCGUGUGAUGCCCUUCGCGAUCGCUUUGUCAUCUUGUCAUUUCAAGCUUCGUGCCUGUCCACCCUGCUGGUGGCACUGCUACGCUCGUAUACAGCAGCACCCGGCGCGAAGGGCGAGCCGUUGUGGACGAGUGGGGGAGACGCACAGGAGGCGGGCACCUCUGCCAUUGCCACCUCUGAUCUCCACGCCCGUCGAUUUUCGCUCAAAAAGCGUAGGAAACCAGAAGAAACGUAAGCUAUUGCAGAGCAUUCAGCAGAACAGGGAAGAGCUGAAGUCGAACAAGAAAACCAUCGAGAACUGAGUUCCGGCGCUCCGGCGCCCCCGCUGCGCUCUUAGAGGGCCGCGCCCCGGCGCGAACUGCAGCGUCCGUCCCGUCCCGCCCGUCGUUUUCUGCUCCAGGCUGUCGUCCCUCCUGCGCGCCCAGGGAUAUUCCUGUUCUUCCCGUUUCUCACGGCCCUCUGGUGCCCCCGCCUCCGCGUCCCGCUUCCACGGCCACGCUGGCUCGAUCGUGGAGGGGAUCCGGGGACGGCAGCGCUCGACAGCGUUUUCUGCGAAAAAGCAUAUACUCUGGUGCCCAGGCCUCGACCAGCGCCCCUCCGUUGGCAGCUAUGGGUAUGCUCAUCAUCAGCAUCGCGCUCAUGCUCUUCCCCGCAGGGGCAAGGCGCCACAUCGACGUGGCAACCCGCCUCGCCCCGUGCGAAGCCGGUGAGUGGGUGCCCCACGAGGACUGUUCUGGGAUCUGCGAUCAGGAUGGAGUGUGCAAGGUGGCGAGAACAUAUGCAGAAGUGGCUAAAGGCACGAAAGUUAAGGAGUUGCCGUGCACUAAGUGUGCCGUGCCGUCAGCGUCAUCGGAUGCUUUGCCAUGUGAUGGAGACUGGGUGCCGAUCGGCUCUUGUGAAGGCGAGUGCGAUGCGAGCGGAAUGUGCUGGCACAAGCGUUCGUUUGCUGAGGUGGCGAAGGGCGUUGAGAAAUACAAGGUCUCAUGCAAGUGUGAAGAGAGUACGGCCAAGCCAAUUACAGACGGUACAGACACCUCUGACGAUUCGUCAGCAGAGUCGCCAUUCUGUGAUGGAGUUUGGGCGCCAAUUAGCUCUUGUGAAGGCGAGUGCGAUGCGAGUGGAAUGUGUUGGUACAAGCGUUCGUUUGCUGAGGUGGCGAAGGGCGUUGAGAAAUAUCAGGUCUCAUGCAAGUGUGACGAGAGUAUGGCCGCGCCAAUUACGGACGGUACAGGCACCUCACCAAUCUCAGACGAUUCGUCACCAGAGUCGCCAUUAUGUGAUGGAGUCUGGGCGCCAAGCAGCUCUUGUGAAGGCGAGUGCGAUGCGAGCGGAAUGUGUUGGUACAAGCGUUCGUUUGCUGAGGUGGCGAAGGGCGUUGAGAAAUAUCAGGUCUCAUGCAAGUGUGACGAGAGUAUGACCGCGCCAAUUACGGACGGUACAGGUACCUCACCAAUCUCAGACGAUUCGUCACCAGAGUCGCCAUUAUGUGAUGGAGUUUGGGCGCCAAUCAGCUCUUGUGAAGGCGAGUGCGAUGCGAGCGGAAUGUGUUGGUACAAGCGUUCGUUUGCUGAGGUGGCGGAGGGCGUUCAGAAAUAUCAGGUCUCAUGCAAUUGUGAAGAGAGUACAGCCUCACCGACCACGACCACUACAAGAACCACGACGACGACGAGCACCACCAGCACCAAAGCAAGCAGCACUUCUUCUUCCUCAGAAUUGCCACCAUCAUCAACUUCAAGCACUACUAGCAGCCUGGCUUCUACAACUUCUACCACUACUACAGUGACCACGACGUCGACAUCAACUUCGACCGCCAGUUCCGCGUCGACCAUAACGGAUGAUGACGGGAGUCCCGGGAGCGCGCGGGCGAAUCGGGCGUGCGGCUUUGCUCUCUUGUUCUCGGCAUUGCUUGGCGGCUCGCAGCUCUGAUUGGUGGACAUUUUGAGAGCAAGUAGUUCGACUACAA
This is a messenger RNA of Prorocentrum cordatum, 2605 nucleotides long. The record is from the annotation of a GenBank genome assembly. NCBI's taxonomy places the organism in Eukaryota, Dinophyceae, Prorocentrales, Prorocentraceae.